Emiliania huxleyi CCMP1516 is the source of this 2199-nucleotide messenger RNA. RefSeq lists its product as hypothetical. Bases 1 to 2199 code for a protein of 732 amino acids. The transcript is spliced from 9 exons. Gene Ontology annotation, molecular function: protein binding. Lineage: Eukaryota; Haptophyta; Isochrysidales; Noelaerhabdaceae. The record is from RefSeq and is a predicted model, not a curated record.
AUGCCGUGUGACCGACGCUCCUCCGUGCCUGGCGACUUAUCGCGACGCGGCUGGGAGCUGACCGAGGCUGGCGACGCUGACGCCGCUCUCGCCUGCCACCGCGAGGCGACCGGGCUGCCCGGCGCGGGCGGGCGCACCUGGUUCCACCGUGCGCGCAGCGAGCAGCGCUUUGGGCACGACGCGGCGGCGCGCUCGUCGUUCGGCCGCUCGCUCGCCGCCAGCCUCCCUCCUGCUGAGGCCAAGGAGGCGCACUUUCAGCUCGGCAAGCUGCAGCGCGACGCCGGCCUGCUUGCCGAGGCGGAGGCCAGCUACCGCGCCGUGCUGGCGAUCGACCCGCUGCUCGCCGGCGCGCACAUCCUGCUCGGCGUCGUGCUGCGCGAGCUCGGUCGCCUCGAGGAGUCGGUCGAGGCGUACGGAGAGGGCUUGCGGCUCAACCCGUCGGCGCGGCUGCACCACUCGCUCGGCAAGGCGCACUACCUCCGAGGCCGACGGCAGGAGGCGGCGGCGGCGCACGCUGCGGCGCUCGCCCUGGACCCGUCCUUUGCCUAUGCGCACAACGACCUCGGCAACGCGCACCACCACUGUGCCGAGGCCGCUUGUUCACAGCUGCAGGCCCACUCCAACCUCGGCACCGCCCUCAAGGGACUCGGGCGGCACGCCGAGGCCACCGCACACACACGCGCCACCCGCCGCUCCCCCUGCGGAGCAGUCAGGGGGAUGGCAUGCUCUCUGUCUCGGCAGGCCGCCGCGUCGUACUCGGCCGCCAUCCGCCUCAAGCCGCACCUCUGCGAGGCGCACAAGAACCUCGGCGCAGCCCUCACCGAGCUCGGAAGGCCGCGCGACGCCGCGCUGUACGACUUGCUCGACGGGCAGCAGUUCCUCUGCGAUUGGCGCGGCCGCGAGGCGCGGCUGAGAGAGCUGGAGCGGCACCUCGACGAGUGGCACUCGCGCGGCAGGCUCGGGGCCGGGCCGACCGAGCGGCUGCACGCCGGCCUCGCUCCCUUCCACACGCUCGUCUGGCCCGUCUCGGACAAGACGCGUCGCCGAGUCGCGCUCAGCCGAGCCCGCCGCGACGUCGAGGCGGCGGAGGCGGCCCCGCUCGUGCCGCCGCUGCGGUGGGGCGGCGGCGGAGGCGGCGGCGGCCAUGGCGGCGGCGGCGGCGGCGGCAUUUUGCGGCUCGGGUUUCUGUCGUCCGACUUUGGCCCUCACCCUGUGGUCUGCCUCGCGCUCGACUUGCCCGAGAGGCAGCACGCUGGGACCGCCGAGCGGCGCGCGAUCGCCGCGGCGGCGCACGCUUUCUUCGACCUCACCCGCCUCACCGACGCGGAGGCGGCGCGCGCGAUCGACGGCUUGCGGCUGCACGUCCUCGUCAACCUCGUCGGCCACACCGCGGGGGCGCGGCACGCCCUCACGCACUACCGCCCCGCGCCGAUGCACUACGCGCUGCUCGACGCCGCGGCGGCGCCGCCGCCGCUCGCGGCGGCCGAGUUUACCGAGCGGAUGGCCUACUUCCCCUUCUCCCACUUUGUGGCGGCGCACGCGCGCCGCUAUGCGCACGCGCCCCACGCCUCCCGCCUCGCCCACCCGUGGCCGGCCGGCGAGUGGCCGGCCGGCGAGGAGGAGCGCGCCACGUGGUCGCCCGCGCUGCGGCGUGCGUCGCUGUGGCUCUCGCGCGUCUCGGUGCGGCGCGGCUGGGCGGAGCAUGCGGAGCAGAGCCUGCGCGCGCAGGCGGCGGCACACGGCGUGACCGGCCGGCUUGGCUUCGUCCCAAAGCUGCCCGAGGCCGACUUUAUCCCCGCGCGCUCGCUGGCCGAUCUGAUGGUGGACAACCGCUGGUACAACGCGCACACCACCGGCGCCGACUCGCUGUGGGCGGGCGUGCCCGCCGUGGCGCUGCAGGGGCGCGGCCUCGCCAGCCGAGCGUCGGGCUCCUUCCUCGCCGCGCUCGGCCUCGGCUACACCGUGGCUCCGAGCUGGAAGGCGUACGAGGACCUGAUCUGCAGCCUCGCUUCGACCCCUGAGCGGCUGCAGCUGCUCCGGCGGCGGCUGCUCGACGCGCGGAGCGACGCGCCCUUCUUUGACCUCGAGGGACUCGCGCGCGCGCAGGAGCGGCUCGUGCACGGCAUGUGGAGGGCACACGAGGCGUCGCCGGCCUCCGGCCCGAAGAUGCACAUCAUCGCCGCGCGGGCAAGGACGUGA